Messenger RNA from Solanum tuberosum (potato), 691 nucleotides. RefSeq lists its product as uncharacterized. The record is from RefSeq and is a predicted model, not a curated record. The transcript is spliced from 4 exons. Lineage: Eukaryota; Viridiplantae; Streptophyta; Magnoliopsida; Solanales; Solanaceae. Bases 107 to 691 code for a protein of 194 amino acids.
GCGUUACAAGUUAAAACGACUAUUUGAAAGUGCACACUCCGAGGGAGAAGCUCGUAAAAUUGAAGUGCCAGAGUUGACCCCCAAAAAUUGGAAUAGGCUUUGUGACAUGUGGAUCAAUCCACAUCAUAAGAAACGAUGCGACAUAAACAAGGUCAAUAGAACUAAGCUUAAAUCUAAUCAUUUCAUGGGGUCAAAAGCGUUUGUAGCGGCUCGUGCUGAAAUGGGUGGGACUAAACCUAAAGGAGUAGAGCCUGAUAGAAUCGAGUUUUACAAGCAUACUCAUUACACUAGUGAAAAAGGAUGGUCUUCUCUAGAGGCUGAGACUCAUUAUAACAACAUGAUUGAUUUGAAAGAUAUAUAUACUUCGGGAGAGUCUUCCAUGACUAUUGAUGAAAUUGUGGAUACUGUUCUUUGUACAAAGUCGGGAUAUAUAAAAGGCCUUGGUUAUGGUCCAAAACCUAAUACUACAACAGCUACACAAAGGAGAACGGCUGAGUUAGAAGACUCUCUCGAAAAGGCGAAACAAGAAGCUGCUAGUGCCCAACAUGACUUACAGAAACGAUUAAAUGCAGCUGAAACUGAGGUAGAAAACCAACAGUCUCAGAUACAAGACAAGCAAUCUCAGAUUCAAGAACAACAGUCACAAAUAAAAGCAUUAAAUUCUCAGUUGGAGACUGUAGUAGCACGCUAA